AUGUUUCGCAAGCCGAAAAAAGCCAAGAACAACCGUCGUCGCAAAGAAGCCGACGUUGAGGAAGAUGACAGCCACAAGAAGCGCAAAGCCGACGAUGACGAAGAAGAAGAUACGUCCACAUUGCUGUCCGAAGCCCGCAAACGAACAAAGACUGUGGGCGCUGGUACCAAUAAAUCGUCAUCAUCCAAAUCGGAUGAAACCCAAAAAGUGAUGCAUCAAUAUGGAACUGCCGGAGCGGACCAUCAACAGAAAAAGGAAGAGUUGGUGACAUCUACCGUGCAACUCCAUCCGGAAGAAAUCAUGAGGAAUAAUGCUGGCGGUAGUACUACAACAACGGCAACAAAUAACGAAGCAUCAAGAGGAGACGAUGGCAUUUUCCGCGACAAGACCCGCAGCCGCUUGUUGGCCGGUCCCAUCAAAGCGACGGGUCACAUUCGUACCACGUGUCGAUUUGACUAUCAGCCCGAUAUUUGCAAAGACUACAAAGAAACGGGAUUUUGUGGCUUUGGAGAUACCUGCAUUUAUUUACACGAUCGUGGCGACACAUUGUCGGGAUGGCAAUUGGAAAAACAAUGGGAAGAAGAACAAAAAAAGAAGAAAGAACAACAAGACAAGGAAAUUCAAGGUUUUGUCGAUGCUAAUACUAGUGGUGGAGGUACUAGCAGCAAAACUAGCAAAGAUGAUGACAAGAAAACGGACAAGGAUGGAUUGCCCUUUGCCUGUCACAUUUGCCGAAAACCAUUUAACAAUCCUGUGGUGACGUCGUGUGGACACUACUUUUGUGAAGCCUGCAUCAUGGAUUGGGUACGGAGCAAGAGUGAUGCCUGUCCGGUGUGCAACAAAGACACGCAUCGGGUCUUUAAUCAAGCCUCAAAGUUGAAAAGUAGAAGUCGGCGAAACAAAAACAAACAGCAACAAUCCACUGGAGGCGAAUUUCAGGAAUUUUUGGAGGGAUAA
Messenger RNA from Seminavis robusta, 957 nucleotides. The record is from the annotation of a GenBank genome assembly. Lineage: Eukaryota; Bacillariophyta; Bacillariophyceae; Naviculales; Naviculaceae.